This is a messenger RNA of Arabidopsis thaliana (thale cress), 485 nucleotides long. RefSeq lists its product as uncharacterized. NCBI's taxonomy places the organism in Eukaryota, Viridiplantae, Streptophyta, Magnoliopsida, Brassicales, Brassicaceae. The transcript has 3 exons. The record is from RefSeq and is marked reviewed. The coding region runs from base 1 to 426 and encodes 141 amino acids.
AUGUCUCGUGUCCUCCUCUUUCUCUUCAUCUUUUCUUUAUCGGUUUUGGUUGGAUCAAUCAAUGGACGGUCAUGUGGAUCAUCGACGCCCACUUCAGAGGAUAUGUACAAAAAGCAGAUGGAAAGGUCCGAGGAAUCAGCACGUGAAAUGGGAAGGAUUGGUUUGGAGUGUGAACCCGAAGGGUACACAGGUGGUUCAGGCAACACGAACUCUGUUGGUGAUAUGAUUCUCGGCUUCUUCAUUCUUUUCUUUAUUGUUGGUGCCCCCAUUAUGAUCUGUCUCGCGUGUGUUCGGAGACAACAGGCUAUAAACGCAGCCAAUCUCAAUAACGUUUCCGGUCAAGUGGUAGGAGCUCAUGGAACUGAUCUCAAGUCUUAUCCUCAGACAGGGACCGUCCAAAAGGGAGAUCCCAAUUACCAAGUUUGAUCCAUCACUUUUCACAAGUAUGGAUAAUGGUUAUUUUUCGGUUGUCUUGCCAAUUAAUG